This is a messenger RNA of Echinostoma caproni, 1479 nucleotides long. The record is from the annotation of a GenBank genome assembly. NCBI's taxonomy places the organism in Eukaryota, Metazoa, Platyhelminthes, Trematoda, Plagiorchiida, Echinostomatidae.
GCUCUGGCGCAGUGUUGGCCUGGCAUUUUUGUGUUCCUUUUGCUUGUUUCACAUUUGUUGGAUAAAUCUUAUAUCUGUAGGUUGUUUCUGUCUACCGCAAAGAAAGAUGGAAUGGAUGAUGCUAUAGCCAAAUACGAUGGCAGCUGGGCAGUUGAAACGCUGGAGAGCUUUGCGAUUGAGGGUGACCAUGCACUCGUUUUAAAAUCCAAAGCCAAACAUCACGCCAUUUCUGUGAAAUUGGAUCGUCCCAUCAAGUUUAAUACGCCCGAACUGGUUAUCCAGUAUGAAGUAAAAUUUGAAAAUGGAAUGGAGUGCGGUGGAGCAUACAUCAAGUUACUUAGUGCAAACACUGAUUUGGAUUUGUUGAACUUUCACGACAAAACUCCUUACACAAUCAUGUUCGGUCCUGAUAAGUGCGGAAUGGAUACGAAGUUUCACUUCAUAAUCCGACACAGAAAUCCAAAAACUGGGGAAUACGAAGAGAAGCAUGCUAAAAAGGCGACAAAAGAUCUGGAAUCAUUAUUUACUGACAAAAGAACACAUUUGUAUACAUUGGUACCUCUGAUAGAAUUGCAUUAUCCUUGGUUGAUUUUUAUUGAUUCUCAUGACUACAGCCCUCCAAUAAACCCACCGAAAGAGAUCGAUGAUCCGAACGACAAAAAGCCUGAUGACUGGGAUGAACGUGAAACAAUCGUCGACGAGACGGCCACUAAACCAGAUGAUUGGGAUGAAAGUGCACCGGAAUUCAUCACUGACGAAUCGGCGGUUAAACCUAGUGGUUGGUUGGACGAUGAGCCAGAGUUAAUUCCAGAUCCCAACGCCGAGAAACCCAGCGAUUGGGAUGUUGACAUGGAUGGAGAGUGGGAACCGCCCAUGGUUAAAAAUCCAAAGUGUGCCGACGCACCAGGUUGUGGAGAGUGGCAAAAACCUCAAAUCAAAAACCCGAAAUUCAAAGGCAAAUGGGCUCCUCCCGUUAUCCGUAACCCGAACUAUAAAGGCAAAUGGAAACCAGCCAAAAUCCCCAACCCGCAAUAUUACGAGGAUAUAGAGCCGUACAAAAACCUUGCGGAAGUGGUCGCAGUCGGUUGGGAAUUGUGGACGAUGACUGACAAUAUUGUAUUCGAUAAUAUACUAAUUGUUGAUUCAUUGCGGGCAGCCAAUGAAUUCGCCAGAGAAACAUGGUUAAAGAAGAAGGACGCAGAGCGCCUGAAAGCUGUGGCUAUUGGUAAUAGUCAUAACCUGUUCCAACUAAUUAGGAAUACGAGCCCUAGGAAAAAUGGCGUAAGUGAGGUAAUUAUGGAAUCCGAUGGCACACUGAUUGACGUUCAGCAACGCCGUCUUGACCGUUCGGUUGAGCACUUUAAGGCUCAGUUCAACUGGCCCCAUCAACAUUUUAUCUUGAACUCUCCGCCUCGACUGGACAAUUACUGCCAGUUGAUGCUAGUUCUCCAUCUGAAAUGGAGGUAUCUCGGGAAAUAA